Molecule: messenger RNA, 834 nt
Organism: Symbiodinium sp. CCMP2456
Lineage: Eukaryota; Dinophyceae; Suessiales; Symbiodiniaceae
Source: the annotation of a GenBank genome assembly
AUGGCGGAAGAUGACGGCGUUCCCUUUACGCUAGCAUUGAUUGCUGGUGGAAUCGCGGGUACGACUGUGGACUGCGCACUGCACCCUCUGGACACCUUCCGAACUCGGCUCCAGUCAGAAAAAGGAUUCUGGGCCUCAGGAGGCUUUCGCGGAGCCUACAAGGGGAUUCUCUCCGCUGCCAUCGGAUCCGCACCUGGCGCUGCCAUGUUCUUCUCCACAUAUGAGACCAUGAAGAAGGUGUCCAAGAACUUUUCCGGGAACCAGGAGCACUGGACUCAACAUGCUGGCGCAUCAUCAUGCGGAGAAGCCAUGGCUUGUCUGGUCAGGGUGCCGACGGCCAACAUCACUCAGAACAUGCAAGUCGGCAGGUAUACGAGGCUUACCGAAGCCAUUGCCGCCAUCUACAGAACCGGAGGUCUCGGAGCUUUCUAUGUAGGCUAUGGGACCAUGGUCAUGCGAGAGAUCCCUUUCUCGUUCAUCCAGUUUCCACUUUAUGAGAGGUUCAAGAAGAUAAUAGCUGAGAGGCAAGGCAGCGAGACAACUGCCAUUCAAGGUGCAGCCUGUGGCUCGCUGGCUGGUGGCAUAGCUGGUGGCACCACCACUCCCCUCGAUGUGGCGAAGACCCGAAUCAUGCUAGAGAAGGUGGAAGAGGGUGUUGCUCGAAAGUACGAUGGCACCAUCCAAACAAUCAGAGUUAUUGCAGCAGAGGAGGGCAUUCAAGGACUCUUCAGGGGAAUCGGGCCCCGCGUUAGUUGGAUCACGAUUGGAGGCUUUAUCUUCUUCGGAGCAUACGAGGGAGCUCAAAAGGCCCUCCAGAGAACCGGCCUAUGGUAA